GCAAAAGUAGCGGUUUUUUGAAACUCAAAAGGUUCUGAAUGCUAAAUUUUAAUAUUUCGUCUUCGUCGGUAAAAUGGGCAUCUACUGCUCACUUUGUUCGCCACUCUCACCUGGAGUUGCAGGCUGCUUACGUUCCCAGUUUUUGUUUGCAUUGCCGGGAUUAUAACUUGUAGCCCUUGAGGCAUGAUCUUUGCAUUCACAUAUCUCCUUCAGAGGGAUCCCUUCUCUUAAAAUGCUUCAAUCUCUGUAUAAAUGCCAAAGAAACUUGUGUACAAAGAUCAGGAAAAGUAGCCUCUUUGUGCAGUCUGUGUCAACUAGCUGUGGCAGCAACACCUCAACUGAUGAGAGCAAGUUGGUUAUUAAUUUGUGUCACAGGAGGUCGCAUGGUUUAUCAGAAGAAACUCUCAUUAGUGAAGCAAAACUACUCCAAUUAGACACGCAUACAUGUUCAAAAGUUUCAGCUGUACCUGAAUUCUUCCAAAACCAUGGGUUUUCUGCAACCCAAGUGAAGAAAAUAAUUAGACUACGCCCUAAACUACUAGCAUCAGGGGUGGACGAAACCCUAAAGCCCAAGUUGCAGUUCUUGCAAUCAAUUGGCUUUUCUGAAGAUGAAUGCAGAAAGAUUAUCUGUCGUAACCCCAACAUACUCCUCUGUAGCAUAAGGAAACUACUGACUCCAUCCUUUAAUUCCCUGAAAACUUUCAUGGGUAGUAAAGUGAAAGCAAUGGCUGCCAUCAAGCGAAGUCCACAAAUCCUUAAUAUGAAGAUCUCUCAUAGUUUGAAGCAGACUAUACAGGUAUUGCACCAAAUUGGUAUUCCUGAUUCUCAAGUUUCAGAGUUUAUUUUCAAAUCUCCUGUUAUCUUGACCAUAAAUCCCCAAAAGAUGAGUGAGGUUGGCUUGAGACUCAAGGAAAUGGGGUUUGAUGUUACUUCUACAGCAUUUAGGACGGCUUUUGCUGCAAUGUCUAUACUUAGGCAUUCCAAACUCGAAAGGAAAUUGGAAACCUACAGAAGUAUAGGCUUUUCAGAUGUCGAGAUCCUUAAUAUUUUCAGAUCGCAGCCGACUUGCAUGUUCUAUAGUGAGGAAAAUAUCAGGGCAAUUGUGGCAUUCUAUGUUGACAGACUCCAUUUUAGCCCGUCACACUUGUCACAAAGACCAGCUUUUCUAUUGUGUAGUGUGGAGAGGAGGCUUAUUCCAAGGUGUUCUGUGAUGCAAGUUUUGUGGUCAAGAGGCAUUAUUUCAGAAGUUGGCAAGCUAUCCUCGAUAUUAAUGACUAUGGAAAAGGACUUCUUACCCAAGUAUGUUACUAAAUAUGAAGCAAAAGUUCCUGAACUGCUGGCUGCCUACCGCGGUGAACUUAAGUUCAAAGAGUACAGUUUUCAUUUGCAUGAAAUUCGUCAGAUUUCAAUGUCAAGGGGAUCAUCUUCAAAAACUAAAGUAGCUUAGUGUUUGCACCAUAUGAUGUCCCAUAUCUCUUUGGUUUUCUUGUUUAGCACCAUUUACUGUCAGAAGCUUUCUUUUUGAACCAUUUCACAAUCUUGGUAAAUGUAAUGCUAUUUCUACUUCUUGUU
Molecule: messenger RNA, 1572 nt
Organism: Nicotiana tabacum (common tobacco)
Lineage: Eukaryota; Viridiplantae; Streptophyta; Magnoliopsida; Solanales; Solanaceae
Biological process (GO): regulation of DNA-templated transcription
Molecular function (GO): double-stranded DNA binding
Source: RefSeq, a predicted model, not a curated record